GCUGACCCAGAAAAGUACAAUUUUCCCCUCUGCAGAACCCAGAGCCGAAGUCUCGCGGUGCUUCGCGUGCUCUCGCUCCGUCUCCACGAAAAAAGCGAGGGGAGCGGCGGGGAUCGCGUCGCAGGCUCCGUUGACGCGGCGCUGGACACAAAGCAGGUUGGCUCCGUCUGCUGCUGCUGCUGCACGGAGCCCAGCUGAGACUCAGCCCAUCAGCGGCCACUCGCUCCUGCAGUGCACCAACAUCAUGAGCCCCAUCCUGCCGCACUUUCUGCUAUAACUGCCGUCUACUUAUCGCCAUGGUGACAGAAAGCUCCUGGACUUGGACUCCGUUGCCAUAGUGACCCCGUAACAAGAAUCAGAUAACUUCCAAUCUGUUGCCCCGGUGAUCCAGGUGACCCUUUCAAUCUGUUGCCAUAGCAAUGCUGUAGAGACGCCCGCACAGUUCUAUGGUUACUAUGGUGAUGCUGUAGCAAAGCAACAGUCGCCAUGGGAACGUCCAGGAUGUUCCGCAUUUUUGUCAUCCUGGGUUCUGCCUUCAUGAUCCUCCUGAUCAUCCUGUACUGGGACGACGUCGCCCCCUCUCACCUGUACCUGCACCCUCCCGUCUCACCGGGCCCGAAGAUCCCGCAUCCGCCCCACCCACCGGCCCAGCAGCGGCCUCACACCUCCCGAACCCCGUCCUUCCUGUCAGACAUCGAUGCCUUCGUCAACCAGUUCCUGGAGCCUGGAACCGGCGAGCCCACGGACCCCGUCCCCGUGGACUCCAGCAACCAGUCGGAGAAAGCAGAGGAGCGGUACAUCCCACGACGGGAGUGGAAGAUUCACCUGAGUCCAGUGGCUGCGGAGCUCCGUGAGCGACAGGAGCAGCGGCGGCGGCUGCUCCAGGAGAUGUGCGCCAACGACAGCCUGGCGUUUCCUGGCAAGAACCGCUCGUUCGACGACAUCCCCAACAAGGAGCUGGAUCACCUCAUCGUGGACGACAGACACGGCAUCAUCUACUGCUACGUCCCCAAGGUGGCCUGCAGCAACUGGAAGCGCAUCAUGAUCGUCCUCAGUGAGAGCCUGCUGCACGACGGGGUCCCGCAGAGAGACCCGCUGGCCGUGCCCCGGGACCUGGUCCACAACAACAGCAUGCACUUCACCUUCAACAAGUUCUGGAAACGCUACGGCAAGUUUGCAAAGCACCUCAUGAAGGUGAAACUGAAGAAAUACACCAAGUUCCUGUUCGUGCGUGACCCGUUCGUGCGCCUCAUCUCCGCCUACCGCAACAAGUUCGAGAUGCGCAACGAGGACUUCUACCGGCGCUUCGCUCAGGUGAUGCUGCGCCGCUACGCCCACCAGCCCACGCCGCCCGCCUCCGUGGACGCGGCCGCGGCCGCCGGCCUCACGCCCACCUUCUCCCACUUCGUCCAGUACCUGCUGGACCCGGACACGGAGCGGGAGCUGCCCUUCAACGAGCACUGGCGCCAGGUGUACCGGCUGUGCCACCCGUGCCAGAUCGACUACGACUUCGUGGGCCACCUGGAGACGGCGGAGGAGGACGCCGAGCACCUGCUGCGGCAGCUGCGGGUGGACAACGUGGUGGAGUUCCCCACCUCCAACAGGAACCUGACGGCCAGCAGCUGGGAGGCGGACUGGUUCGGCACCGUGCCCGUGGAGGCGCGGAGGCAGCUCUACAAGCUGUACGAGCCCGACUUCAGGCUUUUUGGCUACGAGCGACCGGACUCCGUCCUCCACGGCUGACCCGCGCCUGCGCCGUCGGGUCCGGGCUGCGCACACGUCUCGUCCACGCUACACCGAAUGUGCACAUCAGGAAGGAAGCACACGGCAGAAGAGAAACAGCCAUCGUUCAUCAUUUGUUGCUUUAUCAAAACGUAAAGAGAAGCACAGAAGCGUCUGAGGAACAGCGGACUGUUCUCACGACGUCGUAUCAGAACUGAUGAGCGGAACCCAGAUGGAGGUUCUGCUGAGUCCGUGUACAUGUGGUGUUUGUCCUCCAUGCAGUGUUUUGCACCUGACGGUCACACAGGCCUCGUAGCAGGAUGUUGUGUUCUAGCAUUAGCACUGCGGCAUUAGCCAUCAGCUAAUUUAUUCAAAUGGUGUAAUGUGCAAUGUUUGUUGAAGCAUGAAAGGGAUUUUUACGGUGAACACAGGAAUCCUUUAUACCUCGUUUCCAACUCACAGCAUCACGUCAUCACCUUUUCUUAUCUCCACAUUAACACUGGGCUUCGCUGGGUCGCGUCUCCCCCUCGGCCACAACGGGAGCAUUCGUUUCUUACCCGUUAAGGGCAGAUGCAGCUUUGUAGCGAAGGCGCUGAGGAAACACAAGGUGUUUGAUGCGGCCGCGCUGCUGUGAAGACGUGGACCGAGCUGGAGCGACGCCAGCGCCCCCAGAGUUUCCAAUAAAGGUUUUUUGGGUGUCGCGUGGGAGGAGGUGAUAGUGCCUUUGGUUGCAAAUGUUUACACAGCAAAAGAGUAUUUUUGUAGCAGGACUUACUUCUUUCUUAGGACUAGUGCAGUAGAGGACAAGGCUUCUGACUCACUUGGCCUCGUGCGUGUUGUGUGGUUGUUUGUGACAGGAAGUGGACCGGGUCUGGACACAAUCAGUGCUGCAGCGGCUCCGUGUCUCUUUGCCCUCGCCUUCGAGUGUGGGGCGCUUUCUAAGGCGUCUGAUCCAAACGCUGACUCGCCUGAAUGGGAUGCAGUUGUCUAACAUGCGUCCCACGCUGGUCUAGUUAAUCAUGUGUUACCAUUAAUGUUUCAUGAGCGUUUUCUUUUAUUCCAAGUGCAAAAAACCCGACUGAGAUGGACGAAGGUUUCUUUCUUGACUCCAACCUUGGACGUGCAGCCUCGUGUGGGGGCUGAUUCUCAGUGAGCCUUUGCUGAGUGUCCUUUGGCUGCUGAUGUGCAUAUUAAUGUCAUGUUCACCGCAUUUACGCGAGGAAGCUGCAGGUUUAUGCAGAGACGAGCACGUAGCUUCCAGCCCUCUGUCGCUUCAAACGCAGCCCAGGUUGGAGCGGGAGGCUCCGCACGAGCUGCUCCGCUCCCGCUCUCGUUCUAGUGAAAAUGCAAAGCACUCGUUCAGUGUUAUCAGCGUUAUGGAGUCAUGCAUCAUCUGGACUCCACGUGAGAGAAACACAGAGCCGCCGCAUUAGCAUAUUAUCAGAUGUCUCUCCCAGAAUAUUGCGUCCUGGGAUCGUCUCAUCAGCGUGAAGCAGAGCAGCUUCUGAGCAGCGAUGGUUUUCUGUCCUACUGGUCCGAGCUGCUUCGUUUACGAUCCUUCCCAUCCAUAAUCAUGACAGUAGCCCCCGACUCCUCCCGUGUCAGUAUAAACAACAUCUGCUCAGUUUUACUGGCUUAUUUUAAUAUUUUUUGCAGAUCUGAUUGUUGGGUUGACAUGAAAUGAAAAUAAAACAUUUUUAUUAAAAUACA
Messenger RNA from Betta splendens (Siamese fighting fish), 3432 nucleotides. RefSeq names its product carbohydrate (chondroitin 4) sulfotransferase 12a (gene chst12a). Gene Ontology annotation, molecular function: sulfotransferase activity. Gene Ontology annotation, cellular component: membrane. The record is from RefSeq and is a predicted model, not a curated record. The coding region runs from base 487 to 1743 and encodes 418 amino acids. The transcript has 5 exons. Lineage: Eukaryota; Metazoa; Chordata; Actinopteri; Anabantiformes; Osphronemidae. Gene Ontology annotation, biological process: proteoglycan biosynthetic process; carbohydrate biosynthetic process.